Benincasa hispida (wax gourd) is the source of this 1056-nucleotide messenger RNA. Its product is annotated as kxDL motif protein. Lineage: Eukaryota; Viridiplantae; Streptophyta; Magnoliopsida; Cucurbitales; Cucurbitaceae. The record is from RefSeq and is a predicted model, not a curated record. Gene Ontology annotation, biological process: lysosome localization. Gene Ontology annotation, cellular component: BORC complex.
GUAAACCUACGGUUUAAUCUAACAAAGAAAAAGAGAAAAAGAAUUAGUGAUCAGGUUUUUUCGUCUCUCUCACUCUCUCUUGCAGAUCCAUUCGCCGCAGGCCAGCCUCCGAUCACCGGUUGUCGUCGCACGCUCGCGCUCGUCGUCGCUGUACAGCCCGUCAAUCGGCGUUCAAUGGGUGCUCUAGCCACAGCUUUGCCGUCGAACACCCAGCCACCGCCGUGACCCACGCCGGCGGGUGUUUCAGAUUUGAUGUUUUGGGGAGACUAAUACCGUUUUACAGCACGUACCAAUAAUUUCUUAGCGGAUUUUCAGUGUGGAUUGAGACUUCAGUAAGCUAAAGGAAGAUUAUUUGGAUAUAGUUGAGAUUCAAUUUCAGGACGAUGGAGCAGCGGGCAGAAGGUGAGUCAAUAAGAAUAGCCUCGGAGGAGCUCUCUCAGGAGUUCAAAACUUUGAUGAAUAAUGAUGAUUUGAACUCUCUCAACCAUUUGCAACACCUCAUAUUGGGGAGAUUGCAGGAUAGCAAUGCAGUCCUCUCUCAUUUCAACGAGUUUUCAGAGCAUUGCUAUGCUGAAGUGUCUGGAGAUCUAUCCAGAAAUACUCGUCUUUUAAACUCUAUGAAAUCUGACCUUGAUUACAUAUUUCAGAAAAUAAGGAGCAUGAAAUCGAGAAUUUUGGCUACUUAUCCAGAUGCAUUUCCAGAUGAGUCAACAAGUGAAGUUCUUGAUAAGAGACCAGACCUUGAAAUACCUCGAUAACGACAGAAACGACGGCAUGUAAAAUCAUAGCAUAAUGGGAAUGAGAAUGUAGAUAGAUCAUCCUUCCAAAAUUAUAUUCAUCAUGUUGUCCUUUUAUCUCACUAGGUAUGAAGUUUGAUUCACUCAUUUAUUUAUAUUGUGUAACGUGGUUGGUACUUGGUAGCUUCAAAGUCUUACCUCAAUUCUAGUGUUCAAGGAAAUCGAGGUACAAAGAGUAAAGCAGCGUUAUGAUGAGGAGAAAUCCAAAUGAAGUACGAGUUAAAAAAGAAACAUAUUUUACGUAUGUCAGGCUUCCUUA